AUGUUCAAUACCAAAGGAAGACCACUAAAUAAGAAAAAUACGGAAAAAGUUGACCAGACCAAGCAAGUAUGUCCAGAUCAGGGCAAAAAGAACACACGUAGCUCAAAUACAGAGAUAGCGAGUGGCAAAAAAGAUCGCGCGUGCCGCAAAAGCGAUCGCGCGUGCCGCAAAAGCGAUCGCGCGUGCCGCAAAAAAGAUCGCGCGUGCCGCAAGAAAAGAUCGCGCGUGCCGCAAAAAAGAUCGCGGGUGGGGCAGAAAUGUCCCAAAAAAAUUUUUCUUGUGGCAGAGAAAGAUAGCCAAUGGCACAAAAAUAUCGCCAGCAACAAGAAAUCGACGGAAAUGGAUGAUACUGGAAGACCACUAAAUAAGAAAAAUACGGAAAAAGUUGACCAGACCAAGCAAGUAUGUCCAGAUCAGGGCAAAAAGAACACACGUAGCUCAAAUACAGAGAUAGCGAGUGGCAAAAAAGAUCGCGCGUGCCGCAAAAGCGAUCGCGCGUGCCGCAAAAGCGAUCGCGCGUGCCGCAAAAAAGAUCGCGCGUGCCGCAAGAAAAGAUCGCGCGUGCCGCAAAAAAGAUCGCGGGUGGGGCAGAAAUGUCCCAAAAAAAUUUUUCUUGUGGCAGAGAAAGAUAGCCAAUGGCACAAAAAUAUCGCCAGCAACAAGAAAUCGACGGAAAUGGAUGAUACUGGUAGGUGUGGAAGAGAUUGUUGGCAGUGA
This is a messenger RNA of Schistocerca serialis cubense, 717 nucleotides long. RefSeq lists its product as uncharacterized. The record is from RefSeq and is a predicted model, not a curated record. The coding region runs from base 1 to 717 and encodes 238 amino acids. Lineage: Eukaryota; Metazoa; Arthropoda; Insecta; Orthoptera; Acrididae. The transcript is spliced from 2 exons.